AUGCCUGAAGGCGUGACCGGCGCUGCCGGCGGCCAGGCCGGUGGCCAGCCGGAACAGCCACAGGAAGGUUCCACUUUCAGGAAGAUACUGCAGAUGGUGGCCAUGUGGGUAGCCAUGCAAUUCGUCAUGAAGCAGUUUUUCCCCGCCCAGAACGGUCCCAAGAUUACCACAGAUGCAAACGGCAAGAUGAUCGAGGUCCCUGCAAAUACGGGGAAGAUCCCUCCCUAUCAACUGCGUCCCUCGAAACUUGACGAAGGGGCUACCUACAACACUCUCCCGCAGCGCGUCGCUCCAAUUUGGCCCGAGCCGACUAAGGUCGACGUCGUCAUCACUGUUUCCGACUCGUUCAUCCCCACUCCGCUCUCGUCGGUAUCCAAGGACAUGGUUGUCUUCGAGGAGAAGGACUUUGGCAUUGGAAACUUCAGUGACAAACGUGCGCAUGAGGCUACCAUUGCAGUUCCCGAAGCUGUUCAGCGCAACGGAACCCUCUGGGGCCAUUUCUACGUCGGACUUCCAGGCAGUGUGUUAGACCCUGAGCAAAAGGGGUUCGAUCCGGCCACGGCAUACCAUUUCAUUUACCCGUUUACCCAGUACAUCCCGAAGAAGAAGGAGAAGAAACUCAAGAGCCUUUUGGGGAAGAAGGAUGAAGCAAAGCUGGACAUGGAGGAUGAGGAAGAGGAGGCCGAAUACUCGGGUCCAGUCGUUGGAAACUACUUUCACCCGAAUAUGAGCCUGUCCUUCGUACCCGGGAUGGGUGUCCUCAGCUUGGCACAAACUCAUGUCGCCAUACGCCAGUUCCUCAGCCUGGAGCCCACUGGCGCACGAGACGGGACUGGGCAGAACUCAUGGUAUUACCCGAUUCUCUUCGUCAACACCUUCUGGCAACUCAAGGCACACAUGACGCAAAUCAAUGAGACCGUCAAGACGCUUCCGAUACGUAUCGAUCUUAACAACCUUGCCCCCUGGAAGUUCCAAACCAUGGCUUCCAUCGAGCUGAGCGCACGGGAAUCGGCGCGCACGGCAGCGUACGGUGGUUCCUUGCCUGGGGGAGGCGAUGGCACCGAGAUCGAGAUGGUCAAGGAGAUUCUGCUUGACACUAACCCGAUCUUGCUGGCGAUCACCUCUGUGGUAACAGUUCUCCACUUGAUUUUUGAGACUCUUGCUUUCACCUCGGACGUGCAACACUAUCGCAAAAAGAAGGACAAUAUUGGAAUCUCUGUCCGCACCAUCCUUGCCAACGUGUUCAUGCAGGCUGUUAUCUUUUUGUAUCUGGUGGACAAUUCCCAGAACACAAGCUGGAUGAUUCUUGGCUCUCAGGGUGUCGGCAUUCUUAUUGAACUGUGGAAGGUUACAACUGUGGUCAACGUCCGAGUGCGUGCUGCACCUCCAGGAGCUCUGAUCCCAUACCGCAUCACUUUCGAGGACAAGCACAAGCUCAGUGAAACCGAGGAGAAAACCAAGGAGUACGACGAGAUCGCGUUCAAGUACAUGUACAUGGCCGGGGUCCCACUGCUGCUGGCUUAUGCCACGUACUCGGUUAUCUACGAAGAACACAAGUCCUGGUACUCGUUCAUCAUCACGACUCUGGUGGGGUCCGUGUACGCAUAUGGUUUCUUGAUGAUGGUUCCGGCGCUCUACAUCAACUACCGACUCAAGAGUGUGGCGCACAUGCCAGCCAAGGCCAUGACGUACAAGUUCCUCAAUACCUUUAUCGACGACUUGUUCGCAUUCACCAUCAAGAUGCCCAUUCUGCACCGACUGGCAACAUUCCGUGACGACAUCAUCUUCUUUGUGUAUCUUUAUCAAAGAUGGGCUUACCGCGUCGACUACACCCGUGUCAACGAAUUCGGCCAGGGUGGUGAAGAUGAUGCACCGGAGCAGGUCAAGAAGGACGAGGGCAAGUCUCUGCCCCCGGCUGUGCCUGACGUUGGCGAAAACGUGGCCGAUUCGGGCGUCGCCAAGGGAGCCACAGGUUCAGAUGCCCGUUCGGGCAAGGCGACCAAAAGAAAAUAA
This is a messenger RNA of Pyricularia pennisetigena, 2013 nucleotides long. RefSeq lists its product as uncharacterized. Gene Ontology annotation, cellular component: membrane; endomembrane system. NCBI's taxonomy places the organism in Eukaryota, Fungi, Ascomycota, Sordariomycetes, Magnaporthales, Pyriculariaceae. The transcript has 2 exons. The coding region runs from base 1 to 2013 and encodes 670 amino acids. The record is from RefSeq and is a predicted model, not a curated record.